AUGACGGAAUAUUAUGCGGACCCUGGAACUGGUGUAGUUUAUCAAUUAAUGUACCCGGUAAGCAUGAAAAUUCCUCUGGAAACAUUUAUUGAUAAAAAUAUAAUUUCAGAUGCCUCAAAUGGCACCUCCGCCCUUUUACCCUGCUGAACCAGUUCAACAUAUUCCUGUGCCAGUUCCUGACAAUCCGGCCGCGAUUACAAUUCCAGUUUCGUGUGGACAUGUGGCAGCGAAAAUGCACUUGGAGCUGUUCAUUUGUCCCGGAAUUCAUAGGCCGUGUAUUGAAUUAGAUGGUGAGGACUGAAAAUUGAAAAAGAAGAUAAAUAAUGGAAUCCCGAGAAUUUUGAGAAGUAGAUUAAGGGAAUUUUCACAGAACCUUUUCCAAUGCAAAACCGCUGCUGCAGAAAAAUUCAACCCUUGCUCAAAGUUGGAGGGUUGGGCCAAAAUGGCAAGGUUCCGCACGCUUUUUAUAGGUAGAUCAAAACAUAUUAGGAGUCAGAAACUCACAAAUGCGUACCUUUUUAAACUUGUGAUUUUGGCUAAAUUCAAAAAGUGAUAUUUCAUAGAUGUUUGUUGAAUUGAAGUUUAGGGUUUUUGAUAAAUUUCAACUUGCUGGUCACAAUUGUCAAAAACUUCUUAAGAACUGCGAAUAUGAGUCAUGGAAAUAACUUUUUACUUAUUUUUUUAAAAGUUCGGUAUUUAUUUAUGAAAAAAUAUAUAACCUGAUUGUGAAAUUAUCUCUAACUUACACAAAAUUCUUAAAUUUAGGCGAACUCCUGACUCCAAAACAAUUCACAAUUCGUGCCGACAAAGAAAAACAAAAAGAUUGGAAAGGCUCAAUUCGAAUCGGAAAAACCACAUUGAGAUGUCAUAUGGACGCAAAAACUAUCGAUUUUCAUAAUCACGCGAAUAAUUGUAGUGGAAAAUGUCAAAGUAGAAAUUAUCUGAAUAGUUUUGAAGAUCGAACUGAUGAAUUUCAAUUGAAAAAAGAGCGAAAAUCAGCGAUUUUAAGAAAAGAAUUGGGUGAAUUGACGAAAGAAUUUGUUGAGGGAACUGGAGAUGUUGAAAAACAAAAUGAAGUUGAAUCUGUGAAUAUGGAUAGAAAUCUAGGUGGCGAACAGAACCCGGAAGAAAAUCUAGAAGAUGUUGACUAUAAAAAUGUUGAAAGAUCGAUUAUGAAGAAAACUCGAGGAAGACCAAAAGGAAGCAAAUCGAAGAAGUUGGUUUUUUUUCUGGAUUUCCAUCUUGAAAUCUUUUUUAUUUUCAGACUUGAUAAAUCAAUUGAUAUUGAUCCAAAUGAUUCAAUCGAUGAUGAUUUAUUCGAAACUUCAUGUUCAAACUAUAGUUCAGGACCAGUUACGCCUGGUUGCACACCUUAUAAUGUCAUUAUGGAAUGCUUGAAAAAUGGUGAGAUUUUCAGAAAUUCUUCAGUACUAAUCGGGCGAGAAUUUUUAUUAGCUACCCGCCCAAAUCGAAAUUUUGAUUCGGGCGUGAAUUCAAAAUUUCCAAAAUGAUCCUCGCCCCCCUCUCGAAAAUUUUUUCCAAAUGUCACGAUCUCUCCCUCACAGUUUUGGGAGAGACUUCUGAAAUGGAAUUUUUGCACAAUUUCUGUGCUUGAAAAAAUUUUGAAAUGUUAGAAAAUCUGGAAAUUCCUAUUUUCUUUCUGGAAAAAUUCCCGAACUGCAAUUUUUCUCUGUAUAUUACAAUGAUAUUUCCAAAAACAAGCCAAAUCCACGUGUCAAAAUUCAAUUUUUAAAGUCACAAAACCAAAAGCCAGGUGUAAAAAUUUUUUGAAAUGUAUACUUUUUGGUGUCAAAUAUUGUGAUUUGGUUCUACUAUUUGUGCCAGAAAAAAAUUUUGUAAAAAAUUUAAUCUGAAAUUAGUUUUGAAAAUGUAUAAUUUCUCAAUUUGUUCCAUGUUUCUUCAAAACAUUUUUCAGAUCCUAUGCAAUUUUGGGGCCAAAUGCAUGCAACUGGUGUGAUUUCCGAAUUCUGUGAUGAUAUAAUUGUUUCAGCAAUUAAUAUGAAGCAAUCAGUUCUAACAAUGUCUGAAAUUUCAGAUAAUGGUAAGAAUAUUUCCCACAGGUUCCAGAUUUCUAGCAAAAUAUACAUAUUUUCAGCAUCAAAUUGUCUUUCUCGCUCUAUUUUCGCACUUGGAAUUCAAUCCCUGAUUGUUCAACGAGUUCAAGCAUUCGAAAAACAUCAUUAUAAUCAGAAAAAUGGUGAGAAAAAAGAUGAGGAAAGUCCAGACAAAACUAUGUAA
This is a messenger RNA of Caenorhabditis angaria, 2259 nucleotides long. The record is from the annotation of a GenBank genome assembly. Lineage: Eukaryota; Metazoa; Nematoda; Chromadorea; Rhabditida; Rhabditidae.